Messenger RNA from Wyeomyia smithii (pitcher-plant mosquito), 3937 nucleotides. Its product is annotated as protein unc-13 homolog 4B-like. The record is from RefSeq and is a predicted model, not a curated record. Lineage: Eukaryota; Metazoa; Arthropoda; Insecta; Diptera; Culicidae. The coding region runs from base 477 to 3887 and encodes 1136 amino acids. The transcript has 11 exons.
UUUCAACAGCCGUCAUCGCAAGCCGCGCUUGAAUGCGCCCCGAGUUGUUGGAGUGAGACGUGCUUGGAAUUCCCCCAUUAAAAGCUCUGCGAAAAAGGCGGAAGAAUUGUAACUAUAGUCUCGUUGUAUAUUAAAAUAAAAAGUCAACGCCACAGAAUAUUUAGUGAAAGAGUUUAAUGUGAGGCCUGGCAAACGCGUAAAAGAAACAAGUUGUAUACAUUAACACGAGUUGAUUCUGUAGUGCAAAAAUAGAACCAUUUUAUAAAUAUACAGUGUAAAGUGUAAAGAAGUGUAUAAAGAAAAUCAAUUCACAACGUUGAUUACGUCUGCGACAAAGAUAAAUCUAGGAUCUAUAUCAUAGAUCAGUGCACCAGCCAGCAUGGCAAUGAAGGCUGUUGCAUAAUGAAUUUUCAUGUGAUUAGUAAAGUUUUUAUUUACGCAUCAAUGAAUGAUUAUAUGCGAUGAUAUAGUUUACAAUGUCCCAAGCCAGAUUGACUAAUUAUUUCGAUAAGAAGAUGGAGGCGUUGCGAGCCAAGAGAAGCAAAACAAGCAACAAGUCCUUGGCAAAGGAAUCAUUUUUUGAAAAAUUCGGCAUACUUUUCAAGGAACGAUCCAGCCAGUUUCUACUGCAAACCAAGCAAGAAGUUGCCCCACUGGAUGAUUCAAUCGAAACUCAGGAGCUAAUUGCGACUAAAAAAACGAGGUCAGUGAUUAAUCCAUCAUCUGGCACUGAUGUCGAUGUAAAGCACCAUGUUCCCACAACAAGUGCAGGAGAUGCUGUGCCAUGCGAAUCAGUUUCUAAUGAAGAACUUUACGAAAAAGUUCUGCUGGAAAUCAUUAACGGGAAUUUCAAUGUUCAGGAAUUGUCCGAGAAAACUCUGUUUACCUACGCUCAAGAUGUGUUCAAGAUGAAUGAUAAAGCUCACGAGGAAAUCCUUAAACGUACACGAUUUAAACCAACUUCAGAGGUGUACCUGCGAGCUGAGAUUAUUGAAGCGAAACUCGUGGAACAUCCAAAUCUGUCGAAAAAUAUGAACCCUUUUGUGGUGAUGUUUUUGCAAAAUGAUCUACCGGAUAAAAUGAGAAGUUCUAUUCAGAAGACUACAACAAAUCCUGUUUGGAAAGAAAGUUUCACACUACCAGCUAUAGAAAAAAGCAAUGAAAAUCUCAUAUUAGAGGUAUAUCAUCAUGAGAGUAACAUGAAGAAAAUUACUAAAACUGCUAGAGUCUGUCGAAAAUAUGCUUUUAAUUGCAUCAAUCCCAAAUCAUCUUACCAUAAACUGAUUGGAAGAACAAGCAUUCCCAUUGAGUCUAUCACUUCAUCCGGUCUGAUUAUGUGGUAUACGUUGAACAAAAAAAAAAGGUCUGAACCACAAGGAACGAUUAAAUUAAAAUUUCACUUCAGCUCCGCUCAAAAUAAGGAAAUGGCUGCAAAAGAGCAUGAAACUCUCACUAGAAUGUUUUUAGAAUACGAACUUCAGAAUUCUAGCGUAGCUCGAUACUGGUGGUCAGGUAAAUUUACAGCCGCAGGUGAGGCUAUACUUAGGCAGCAUGCCCUUUGUGCUGAUCUGUGCGACAUUCAAAAAACCCUCAUCUACUGGAGUGCCUACACUACCGUUCAUGCAACAUAUCGUAUAGCUUUUAGUUUAUUUGAAAAUUUGCUAAAUAAAAUUUGUAUAUUCAUCAAAAGUAACAACGUAAAACAAGACGAUUUGAAGACAUUCUGGAGUGGUGUAAGAGAUAUUUUACCUUCUUGCUUUGCUGUUAUAAUGAAAUUGAGGAAGCGAAUUGCUGGCGACAAAGACAUUGUGAAGACUGUGAUCUCCGUACUCAACAUUUUGUCCCUUGUAGACAGCAUCAGGGAAACGUGUGAUAUUAAUCUCUUUUCUGUGCAGGACUAUGAACAUUUCAAUUAUCAACUUCAACAAAAUCCACACAUUACAAUCCAUGAUAUAACGGUAUUGGCUAUACAAAAAGGUGCUAAGCUAUGGUUCCACGAAGCCAUCACCAAAAUGGCUCUGGUGACUUUAUUGGAUGAAGAAAAGCUUAGUAAUUGUAUUGGAUUGAUUCAGAUUCUGCAAAGUGAUAUUAUGCGUGCAUCUAGCUAUUAUAAUGAACCGUUCAACAGCAUUAUGAACAUCAACUACACUCGCGAACUGUGUAAACAACACGAAAAUAGUGUUGUAGUUUACUUGAAACCAAUUGUCGAAAAGAUUUGUAAAGGAUUCAAAAAACUUACAAUUCGUAUAGAUCAGCACAAUCGAGUUGGCGAAAUGGAUGCCUUAGAUAUGAGCAGUACCGUUUUUGAAUUGUAUAUAAAAAUGAAGUUAUUUUUUAAUGAAACUGAAACUGAACUCAAAGGCGCUCACAAUUCCGAAAUCAUAAAUUUUCACAAAUGGUUUAGUGGUGGGAUAUCACAUUGGUGUGAAGUGUUUGCAUUAAAAACUUUGGCCCGGUUGAGUCAAGCAAUUGACGAAGAUUCAUUGAUACCUGAAAAUGGAUUAGAACCAAAGCAAUCAUCAUCCGCUGCGGAGUUUCUGAACAUUGUUCGUCAAAUUAAAACUUUUUGGCAGCAGUUGGACUGGCCGGAUCGACAAGAGUUGAAUCGAUUUUUAAAAAAAAGUAUAGGGGAUAUAUGCAGCUGCUGUGUUUACUAUGCCGACCGAAUUUCAGCAAAACUGAAACAGCCGGAACAUAAAACUCGUUUGGAUCUACCCACAACGAUCGAUCUGAUAUCCAAAUGUGCCAUUGUUAAUUCAAAUUUAUCAAUACUGAUCGAUGUUCUCAAUGUUCUUCCAGCAGAUUUUGGUUAUAGCCAAUCACGAAUCAAUGACAUAGACCCUCAGGAUUAUAUACUUCCUAUCAAAGGCCUAAACAACUGGAAAACAAAAAUAUUAAUACUAAUGGUCAAUCACUGUGCGUUGGAAAUUAAGCAUAGUAUGGCAGAUGCACUGUUAAAAUUUAACCAAAUUAGACUAAACAUUGAGUGUUACGCUAAGCAAACAUCAGAGCUAAUACGAGAAAAUUUUGAUAAUGAUGAUCUUAGAUUUGUACAGCAAACACUAUGCAAUACAAUAACAACGGAGUUCAGUGAUGUCAUUAGGACUGUCAUCGAGAAAAAAUCUCCGAUUUCAUCUUUUGCGAAUUUGAAAGACUUCUAUAGAAUAAUUGCCCAAACUUACCUUGCCGGUAUACAAAUCCUGCAAGAUGACCACGUUCUGCGGGAGAAACUUUACCUGAUAGAGAAGCAGUUAGACUUAUACAGUAGCAGCACACGCGACUUAAUUCAUCAAUAUUACCUCGCUUGUCUGGAGGCACAAAAUCUUCUUGAUGAACCAGAACGAGGCACACUCACUGUACGAUGUUGUAUUCGUAAUAGUGUUCUCGAUAUACAAAUCAUUGCAAUAGAAAAUAUUAAGCUUCCUUUAGACUUCAAGGGAACCAGUGACUCAUACGUGAAAAUCAAUUUAGCUCCAGGUUAUAAAUUUUCUAACAUACAGAUGCCGAAAACACGAACAAAGUUAAAAAACAGAUCACCUACAUUUAAUGAGAAGUUUUCACUAAAACUGAACAGUGAACAGUGCCAAAUUGCGGAUGCUCUAGUUGUAUUCAAUGUAAAGAUCUCUGAAUUAUUAGGUUUAAGUCAGAGGUAUGUCGGCGAGUGUUUCCUACGACUAGAUUGCAUUCCGGUUGUGAAUGCGGAUUGCGACAACUCCAACAUCGAUGUACAGCACUUAUUCCUAACAUUACCAGAGAAUAUAGAAUCUGAUAGUAUCCCAGUACUUGAAUAUCGCCAAAGUGAUAAAGAAGCAAUUCAGUUCUUCAAGAAACUGAAACAAAAACUCGGUAAAGCAGCCUAUACCGGUAGCGUAAAUAGUAUUUUUUAAUGAUCUUGAAUUCAAAUACUUUUUUGAAAAUAUAAAGCAUUUACCAUCAA